AUGGGAAGACAGGGGGGUGAGGAAGGGCUUGAGGAGCAAGGGCAGGGUGCUCGGCGUGGGUUGAGAACUGGGGAGGGAUGUUGGAUUGGGUACGGAGUACGUGCUGUCAGCAAGGAUGCGGAUACGUUCGAAUGGGUACGUACCGUGGGUGGACGGAUGGGGAUACUCGGGUGUUUGACGGUUAUUCGUCGCAGAAUUCCUAACCAAUCAGAUAACGAUAAAAUAGUGGGAUACACAGUGAGGAAUUUCUUUCGUCUGAGGUCACCUGGGCCCCACCCGGCUAGCUCCGUUUUCGGCGCGAAGCUUGAACUUGCUUGGCGCGGUACCCGACGCAAGGCGAGAAAAGUGCCGCAGAUUCCCGCAACGCCGGCGCAGGUUGAGGAAGUCGCGAAAGGUCGCUCCGGCCGUGCGUCCUCUGGGCGUUUCCACCCAAAUCACCGCCUGAGAGAGGUUCUCGACACUGUUUCUGAACACUGUGUGGCGCCCGCUACUCCGAUCCGUCUUUCCAUCUCCCGCGCUGGUGUUGGCCUGUUGACGAUGUUGGCCCCCCUUGGUGAUGGUCCUCUGUGUCUCUUUCACUCCGACGGUGGAUAUGAGAAAUGGGGAGGCCCCUGCGAGCCCUGA
Colletotrichum godetiae is the source of this 624-nucleotide messenger RNA. RefSeq lists its product as uncharacterized. The record is from RefSeq and is a predicted model, not a curated record. The transcript has a single exon. Lineage: Eukaryota; Fungi; Ascomycota; Sordariomycetes; Glomerellales; Glomerellaceae. The coding region runs from base 1 to 624 and encodes 207 amino acids.